Molecule: messenger RNA, 3500 nt
Organism: Colossoma macropomum (tambaqui)
Lineage: Eukaryota; Metazoa; Chordata; Actinopteri; Characiformes; Serrasalmidae
Gene: akap10
Product: A kinase (PRKA) anchor protein 10
Exons: 15
Coding region: 188-2104 (638 amino acids)
Biological process (GO): intracellular protein localization
Cellular component (GO): plasma membrane
Molecular function (GO): protein kinase A binding
Source: RefSeq, a predicted model, not a curated record
GAGAGGCGCUUUAUUGACAAUAUGGCGAUGAGAGAAAGGGAAGGCUUUCGGCUUUGACAGCGUUGUGAAAUCCGCAGGAAUAAGUGAUUUUUCGUGUGCUCUGUCGGCAGCUGAGUGUUAUGGAUGAAGGGAGCCGGGGAUGUGCGAGAUGCUGUGGCUGAGCUGAGAGUGGGCAGCGAAAGUGACCAUGGCGUUUUUCAGACGGAAAGCUAAAGGAAAGGAACUGGAGAGAGCAGCAGAUGCUAAAGCAGGCAAAGCUCCAGUGUCCCCCAACUCUCCCUCCCGGAAUCACCAUGCCAUACUGGAGGCGGCUGGCCCCAGCCAUGUGGCCAUCAGUGCCAUCUCGGCUAACAUGGACUCGUUUGCCCGUGGCCGCACGGCCAUCCUCAAGAAGCAGCCCAGUCACAUGGAGGCAGCGCACUUCGGAGACCUGGGGCGCUCCAGUGUGAACUACCAGGCGCAGGAGACGCGUUCACGGCUCUCUAAGACGGUGGAGCAGAUCCUGCACGAUGGUGUGGCCCUUCCAUACUUCCUGCAGUUCAUGGAGACGCGCUCAGCAGAGCACCUGGUGCGCUUCUGGCUGGAGGCUGAGAGUUUCCGCUCCACUAGCUGGUCCAGAGUCCGCGCCCACAGCCUCAACUCGGUCAAGCACAGCUCCCUAGCUGAGCCUGCAUCUGCUGUUGGCUCUCCCGGCUCACCGGACUCACCCUCGGCCCUGUCAACAUCCCCAGGAGUGGAUGGAGGGGAAUCAGAGGAUCCUUUUCCGUCCCGGAUCCACUCAAGCCCCCAAGACACUAACUCUAAUGGUGGUGCUGGGACUGUGCACCGGAACUCCAUUUGCUGUGAGGGGAGCCAGAGGCCUGGAACACCCCAGCAACUUUCACUCCGAGUUGAGACGCCGACCCGACUGUCCUCCGUCUCCUCCAGGUCAGGGACGCCGGUUAAAGGCCAGUCCACCAACGCACUUCGAGAGCUCUCCGACAAGCUAAUGAAGAGUAUAGAGAGGGAUGCUGUCAACAUUUUCACUAAGUACAUAUCUCCAGAUGCUGCUAGGCCUAUUCCCAUCACUGAGCAGAUACGCAAUGACAUCGUUGCUAAAAUCUGCGGGGAGGAUGGUCAGGUGGACCCAAACUGCUUUGUCAUCGCCCAGUCAGUGGUGUUCACCAUCAUAGAGCAACAGCACUUUAGCGAGUUCUUGCGGAGCCAUUAUUUCUGUAAGUACCAGAUCGAGGUGCUGACCAGCGGUUCUGUGUUCCUGGCGGAUAUCCUCUUCUGUGAGUCGGCCCUGUUCUACUUCUCUGAGUACAUGGAGAAGGAGGAUGCAGUGAACAUACUACAGUUUUGGCUGGCUGCAGAUAACUUCCAGGUUCAGCUGGCUGCUAAGAAAGGCCAGUAUGACGGACAGGAGGCUCAGAACGAUGCCAUGAUCCUUUAUGAUAAAUAUUUUUCACUCCAAGCAACAAAUCCACUGGGCUUUGGUGACUCUGUUCGAAUGGAGAUUGAGUCAAAUAUUUGUCGUGAGGGAGGCCCUCUGCCCGAUUGCUUUACCACUCCACUGCGCCAGGCCUGGACCACCAUGGAGAAGGUCUACAUGCCAGGCUUCCUGUCCAGCAACCUGUACUACAAGUACUUGAGCGACCUUAUCAAUUCUGUACGGGCGGACGAGUUUGUCGGGGGAAACUCCAGCAUGUCGGGUCAUAGCACGACACCGGACAGCGACCGUGGCUCAAAUGCAUCAGAAGGGUUGCAGGCUCAGCAGGGUACCAAAAAAGCAGCCAUCAAGAUCCUGAAGAACUUUGAUGAGGCAAUAACUGUGGACAUCGCCAGUCUGGAUCCUGAGUCUCUGUACCAGAGACCAUAUGCUGGAAGAAUGACUUUUGGUAAAGUCAACGAGCUGGGCCAGUUUAUCAGGGAGGCUGAGCCAGAACCGGACGUCAAGAAAUCCAAGGGUUCCAUGUUUUCUCAAGCAAUGAAGAAAUGGGUGCAAGGAAACUCAGAUGAGGCUCAGGAGGAAAUGGCCUGGAAGAUUGCUAAGAUGAUCGUCAACGAUGUCAUGCAGCAAGGACAGCAUGAAAGCCCAGUAGCGAAGUCCACCAAGCUAUGACCCUGUGCUCUGAAGAAGCGAAGCUCCUGCUCUUAGCCUCCCAGCUGCUGCCCUCAACAUUAGAGCCAGACGUCACACCACCUAGAGACAAACUGCACACUGCAUUUACCCAACGGCGAGUUUGAAUGAAGCUAGAACAAGGAAUUCCUGCAUAUCCUUGACUUCCUUCAUAUCACGAGUGUAUGUGUGAGUGAGUGAGCGAAUGUGAGAGACUGAAAGGUGUGUAUAUGCACUCGAGCCAAAUUCGUGCUCACAUGACCCACACUUCCAUUUUCAAGCAUUAUGAAGGCUUUUUGUUUAACACAUGAAGAGGAGCUUGAAUAAAAGACGAGCAAAAGAAGCGAAUAAACAGCGAGAUGAAUGAAAGCAGAUGCACAAGAACCACAGACUUCCAGAACAAAUUCCCAAAGGGAGAGUGAAACAGCCACGAUCCAUGCCGCUCUAGAACUGCGCGAGGACCACCGCUGUUACCGUGCUGACCAAGAGGAAGCUCACAGGGACUUCGUAUGGUCUUAUAAAGUCAUAAUAAGACCAGGUUACUCCAGUCUAUCCACCCCCCAUAGUUUCCUGUUUUCCUUAUCCUCUGUUAUCCGUUAUCUUGCUCUCUCAUUCUCUCUCUCUCUUCAUUCGCCCCCUUUUUUUUUUAAUGAGACUGGCUAUGGGGGGAUGUUUUUUUUAAUUAGUUUUUUUUUGUUUUUGUUUUCCCUUUUUUAUAGCUCAGAGAUAUAACCAUGGUGACUAUGUACAGUUUUAUUUGCAGGUGUAUUCAUUCUGGCAUGGCACCUUAAAAGGGUAAAAGCAGCCACCUGAGACAUGGACUACACCAGUACGGUUUUAUCACUGAACUGACCUGAAUGGGCUGAUACAUUGUUACAGUUCAAACUGAAGCAAACGGUCACAAACUGGUUGGUUUUUUGACCAUUCUGUUCAACACCCCGCCACUCCUCCCUGGUAGCAAGAACUCCUUCAAGCACUGCAUCCAGAAUCAGCUCACUCCACAUGGACAAGUGCUAGUGCAAUGUUAUACCCCCCCCCUUUCCUCCAGUCUACAGUGGUGUAGAUUUCUGGUUUGCCCCACUCCUCCCAAAUAUAUCAAUGUAACUUCUUUUUAUGGUGAUUGUCUUUUUUUGUUUGUUUACCUUCUUUUAUUUUUUGUAUAAGAUGUCAACUCUGUGUCAAAGCGAAUUUCAGUGAUGCCUGUUCCAUUGGAAAAGUGUACUCUGUGAACAUGCUAGCAAUGAUAUUGCUUUGGACCUCAUUGAGACGUGGACAAGAACCAGAAAAAAUAGAUUUUUGGUACUAUGUACCACUAAUAUGUUUUCUGACAUGUAUGUGUACUUAAUCCAUAAUAUAUUUAAAUUGUGUUUGAUUUAAAUACAUAUAUUAUUGGAAAGUG